AAAUAUAUCACAGUGGCAUCGCCAUAUUUACAUCGUUUACACAUGUACUGUGUAGCUGCUUGAUUUUUAUAAGCUACUUUAACGCAGUGGUGUCUUUUCUUAAUUUCACUAGAUUUGUUGGAGUAGUUAAUUGGGGUAAAUCGUUUAUUGAUUAGUGUCAAGGUUCAGUGAUGCGUUUAUUUGUUUGUUUUUAGCUGUUCAGUGUGUUCAGUUAAGUGAGUGAGACAUGAACAUAAGCAGCAGUUUCAGAUUCUGUAGAUUUACUUUUAGGAAAUGUUUAUCUCGACGCCUUCAAUGGGACACAUGUGACCGAUAUUAUUGCUCUAAAUCAUCCUCUACCGAUCAGACAAGAGUGGUGCAGUUAAAGAAUAAAUUGGCAUGUGGUCCCAGUUUUCAAGACUUCAUCAAGAGUUCUGACAAAACCUAUGAUGCUUGCAAUGAUGAACAUGAGGAGUACCAUAUUCCUGAAUGCACAACAGCACGAUCACUGAAAGUGUAUUUUGAGACAUAUGGCUGUCAGAUGAAUAUCAGUGACACUGAAAUUGCUUGGUCCAUCCUUCAGAAAGCAGGAUAUUCACGGACACAUGAGCUGCCAGAGGCAGAUGUAGUACUGCUUGUCACUUGCUCUAUAAGAGAAAAGGCAGAGCAAACAAUCUGGAACCGACUCAAACAUCUCACUGCCUUAAAGAAGAGGUGUCAAAAACACAAGCCUUUAUUAAAAAUAGGUGUCCUAGGUUGCAUGGCAGAAAGACUGAAGACUAAAUUACUUGAGCAGGAGAAGUUGGUGGAUGUUCUGGCAGGGCCAGACGCAUACAGAGAUCUGCCCCGGUUAUUAUCUCUUGGUUACAGAGGUCAGAGGGCCAGUAAUGUGUUGUUAUCAUUAGAGGAGACUUACGCUGAUGUCAUGCCUGUCCAUCAGACUCCAGAGGGACACAGUGCUUUUGUGUCUAUCAUGCGUGGCUGUGAUAACAUGUGUAGUUACUGUAUAGUGCCUUUCACUCGUGGCAGAGAAAGGAGCAGACCCCUGUCUUCCAUCUUGGAGGAGGUCCGCAUGCUCUCAGAUCAGGGGGUGAAGGAGGUCACCUUACUGGGGCAGAAUGUGAACAGCUAUAGAGACUUGUCUGAACAGCACUUUAUCUGUUCUGAGGGCAGUACUCAGCUCAGCCGAGGCUUCAAGACUGUGUACCGCACAAAACAGGGAGGCCUCCUCUUCUCAGACCUUUUGGACAAAGUGUCCCAAAUUGAUCCAGACAUGAGGAUACGCUUUACCUCACCACAUCCUAAAGACUUCCCUGAUGAGGUGUUACAGUUAAUUCAGGAGAGAAGGAACAUCUGCAAGCAGAUCCAUCUGCCAGCACAGAGCGGCAGCAGCCGGGUUCUUCAUGCUAUGAGACGUGGAUACACCCGAGAGGCUUAUCUUGAUCUUGUGGAAAACAUUCGUGAAAUAAUUCCAGGAGUCAAUCUGAGCAGUGAUUUCAUCACAGGAUUCUGUGGAGAGACUGAAGAAGACCAUCAGGAGACCCUUUCCCUUGUCAGGGAGGUGGGCUAUAAUGUGGGCUUUCUCUUCGCCUACAGCAUGAGGAAGAAAACUCAUGCAUAUCAUCGGCUGCAAGAUGACGUUCCUGCACCAGUGAAACAGCGCCGUCUGGAGGAACUCAUCUCUGUUUUUAGAGAAGAGGCAGCUAAAGUCAACAUGGCUCUCAUUGGCAGCACACAGCUGGUCUUGGUAGAAGGAGAAAGUAAAAGAUCUUCUGAGGAACUUUGUGGUCGAAAUGAUGGAAAUGUGAAAGUGGUUUUUCCUAAAACAGAUUUGCCUAUCCAGCCAGAGAAACCUCAGAUGGUUCCCAUUACAUCUGGAGAUUACGUGUUAGUCAAGAUCACAUCAGCUAACUCCCAGUGUCUGAGAGGACAUGCUUUGAUCCACUCCUCCUUGAAUGACAGAAAGACAUCUGAACAUCUUCUGAGCAAACAGACAAUGUAAUGCUGACCCUAAGAUAACCUCAUACUGCCGUUCUUAUUUCAUUGUGUGUAUGCUGUAAUAGUUGAUAUUAAAAUACAAUAACUGUGUUAAUUUCAUUACUAAGUAAAUGGAAAGAAAUAUAGAAAAUGUCAUGUCUUGUGCAGAAAAAAAUAAAGAGUUUCUUUAAAUUACCUUGGUGUAUAGGGGACUCAUAAAAAAAAAUGCAGUAUUUGUCAUAUUGUGAGUUUACAGUACUUUCAAAACCUGUUGUUGGGUGUUUACAAGCUGCAAACCUCUAAACACGCUGAGAG
Molecule: messenger RNA, 2271 nt
Organism: Cyprinus carpio (common carp)
Lineage: Eukaryota; Metazoa; Chordata; Actinopteri; Cypriniformes; Cyprinidae
Gene: cdk5rap1
Product: CDK5RAP1 mitochondrial tRNA methylthiotransferase
Biological process (GO): negative regulation of cyclin-dependent protein serine/threonine kinase activity; tRNA modification
Cellular component (GO): mitochondrion; cytosol
Molecular function (GO): tRNA-2-methylthio-N(6)-dimethylallyladenosine(37) synthase activity; 4 iron, 4 sulfur cluster binding
Source: RefSeq, a predicted model, not a curated record